AUGAAUUUUGAAGAAAAAUAAAAUGAAAGACUUUAUAAAAAUAGAUUCUAUAUAAAGCAUAAGAUUAGUGCAGGUACUAUAUGAUAUUGCUUUAAUAUUGAAAGGUUCAUUUGGUGUUGUAUUCUUAUGUUAAGAUCUAUAGACAAAAGAAUAUGUGGCAAUGAAAGUAGAGAAGGAAGACAUUAAUUCAAUGAGUUUAGAAAGAGAAAUAUAAAUGUUAGAUGAAUUAAAAAAGCUUCCAGGUUAGAAAUUUGUUAAAUUAGGGAUUCCUAAAAUUAUAUGGGCAGGAAAUGAACAUAAUCAUAAUUGUUUGGUGAUGUAAUUGUUAGGCAGAGAUUUAUCAUACCAUUUAAAGGCAUUAAAAAGGUUUUCAUUAAAAUGCGUUGUUAAUAUAUCACUACAAAUUAUAUAAAUAAUUGAAGGUGUACAUAGGAAGUACUUAUAAAUUCAUAUAAAUUGAUAGAGGAAUAAUUCAUAGAGAUAUGAAACCAGAAAAUGUUAUGACUGGUAAAGAUUAAGAAUCAAAUUAAAUUUUUUUAGCUGAUUUUGGAAUUGCUAAAUUUUAUAGAGAACCUGAUGGAACACAUGUGUAAAUUAUAUUACAUAAUAGUUAUAAAUAUUAGACCAUUUAAAGAUAAUAAAUCAUUUGUUGGUACAACUAGAUAUGCAAGUAUUGGAGCACAUAGAGGUUUUGAAUUAAGUAGAAAAGAUGAUUUAGAAUCUAUUGGAUAUAUGAUUAUAUAUAUGUAUAAAGGAACUCUACCUUGGUAAACAUAUCAUAAUGUAGCAGAAAAAGAUAAAACUAAAAUGGUUGGUUAAAUAAAAUAAUAAACAUAAAUAGAAGAAUUGUGUAAAGAUUGUCCUUAAGAAUUUUAUUAGUAUAUAUCUUUCUUAUUUAGAUAUUUCCAAUAUGUUAAAUAAUUACAAUAUAAAUCUACUCCUGAUUAUAGAUAUUUACAUUCCUUAUUUGAGUAAUUAUCUAUAACUAAUGGAUUCAAACAUGAUAAAAGACUUGACUGGACUGAAUAUUCUUAAGGUACAACUAAAGUCUCAGGAGAAUAGACAUAAUAAGACACAAGAUAACCAGCUAGAUCAUAUAGAUAAGAUGAUAAAAUUAAAAAUGUUGAAUCAUAAAGGUACAUCUUUAUAAAUUUAAAAUAGAUCUGAUAUUAAUAAUUUAUAAAAAGCUAUUAAUAAUAAUAGAAAUAGAAGUAGACAUUAAUCAGAAUAAUGUGUCAAUAAGAGUAAUAACAGUGGAAAUAGUCUAUCUUCUUCAUAGAUUAAUAGUUAAUAAUCUUCAAUUCUUUUAAAUUAUUAAAAUUCAUAGUUUUCUCAAAAUAAUAUUAGAAUUGGAUCUUCAAAAUUAUUAAGUAAAUUAUAAGAAAGAGGAAUUAUUAAUUUACAUUAGGAUUCUAAAGGAUCUUUAAUUUAAUAACAAUCUUCUAAAUCAUUUCAUGAAAGACAUAUGUCUUCUCAUUUAUAAUAGUAAUUUAUUACUCAAUAACAGCAAUCUUUUCAUAAUAAUAGUUAGGUAAUGCAACUAUAAUAAGAAGAUUUUUAAGAUUUAGAGGAGUUAGAAGAAAGAUUAUAAAAAGAUAAAAAAUCUAAGUAAAAUAUUUAUUAAUCAAGAGUUAACGAAAUUAAGUUCAUAAAAGUAGUAAACCAUUAAAAGUAAAAGAAAUCCAAAAUCAUUAUAAAUAAUCUGAUAAUUAAACUGAUUUGUAAGGAAUGACAUAAUUAGAAGAUGCAAGUAUAGAAAACAAGUUAAUAAACUAUACUUUAAAUGCUCCAAAAUUAAAAUAAAACCUAGCUAAAUAUUGA
Molecule: messenger RNA, 1821 nt
Organism: Paramecium pentaurelia
Lineage: Eukaryota; Ciliophora; Oligohymenophorea; Peniculida; Parameciidae
Source: the annotation of a GenBank genome assembly